AUGGCAGAUACUACUACCGCUCACCAGGUCGACCCUGCCCUCAGUAUCGACAUUGCCCAGGCACCCAACAGCAACGACACCACCAAGACCACAACUACAACCACUGUCACCACCACUACCACCUACAUGCAGCCCCAGCCUAUCACCAUACCCGGAUCGUCCUCCUCCUCCACCGCCAACAACACCCCCGCCGAUGCUGGUAGCAACGGCCCGGCCAUCAUCUCGCCCACCAACCUCUCCAGGUCCGUCGGCAAAAAGACCGGCACCCGCUCGACCUUCUGUCCCAACACCCUUCGCAAGUGUACAAAGCUGACCGACGAAGACUUUGAGCACCACGAGAAGGACAACCACCCAAACCAGGCCCAGUCGACAGGAUGGCUGGGCAUGCUCGGCCUCAAAAAGAACGCCAACUAUGGCGAUGAACUUUCCAAGUACAACGAGCCCCAUGAGCAGGCUUAUUACUAA
Messenger RNA from Linnemannia hyalina, 465 nucleotides. The record is from the annotation of a GenBank genome assembly. Lineage: Eukaryota; Fungi; Mortierellomycota; Mortierellomycetes; Mortierellales; Mortierellaceae.